Messenger RNA from Diaporthe citri, 2295 nucleotides. RefSeq lists its product as uncharacterized. Bases 1 to 2295 code for a protein of 764 amino acids. Gene Ontology annotation, biological process: transmembrane transport. NCBI's taxonomy places the organism in Eukaryota, Fungi, Ascomycota, Sordariomycetes, Diaporthales, Diaporthaceae. Gene Ontology annotation, molecular function: oxidoreductase activity; transmembrane transporter activity. The record is from RefSeq and is a predicted model, not a curated record. The transcript is spliced from 6 exons.
AUGGAAAGGUCUGAGAACGCAAUAUGGAACUUUGAGAGUCAUGCCAUGCGCGUGCAUGAUGUGUACCUGCAGUACGAGUGCGGCUACACCGGAGCGCAGCCACACUGGGAUGAGAUGGCGGACGCAGAGGGCGGGCCCUUGAAUCAGUCUGCCGUCUUCGACCCUGUCACCGGAUUCGGAAGCGGCGCCGUGGAUGCAAACGGGUGCAUCACAGACGGGCCUCGUGUGAAUCUCACGAUGCACCUGAACCAGAGCAGCAAUACCGCCAACGCCUGCCUGUCUCGUGAGCUUGACCAGGAGAAUUUCUACUGGGCGAACAGCACUUACAUCGACGAGUGCCUGGUUCUUGAGACGUACGCGGAUGUUUGGAACUGCUGGGGCACGAGCCGCCAUCUUGCAGGGCACUUUGGAGUGGGCGGCACGAUGUUGGAUGUUGUGUCAAGCCCGGGUGACCCGUUCUUCUACUUGUAUCACACAAACCUCGAUCGCUUAUGGUGGCAAUGGCAGUCUGUAGACCUGACGGCCCGCCUCAACGACAUAAGCGGCUCAACGGUUGCGUCGGAUGAGUUCAUCACUCAGAUGGGUCUUGGGUACCCGGGCCGAGAGCUCCUGGACCACGACGGGGGUGAUGGCAACGUGACUACCAUGAACCACAACUUGUGGACUUCGGGUCUACUUCCAAACAUCACAAUAGCAGACGUUAUGGACCUCCAUAGCGACUUCAACUAUGCUGAUUUAGACACUAUUGCAACACCAUACAACCCUGGAGAGCCCAAGAAGGACCCUGAUCUUGUAGCAUGGGACGGCCCAAACGACCCAGAGAACCCCAAGAACUGGCCGAUGGGCAAGAAAUGGGCCACCACGAUGGUGGUGUCGGCCUUCACCUUCAUCUCGCCCGUGUCGUCGUCCAUGGUGGCGCCAGCACUAGGGGUAAUGGCGCGCGACCUCCACAUUCACAGUGAAGUUGAGUCGCAGAUGACGCUGUCCAUCUUUGUGCUCGCGUUCGCCAUCGGCCCGCUCUUCUUCGGCCCCCUGUCCGAGAGCUUCGGCAGGAAGCCGGUCCUGCUAAUCACCAACUUCCUCUACCUGAUGUUCAACUUCGGGUGCGGUUUCUCACAGACCGGGGCCCAGAUGCUGGUCUGCCGCUUCAUGAGUGGCAUUGGGGGUAGUGCGCCUUUGGCUGUUGGCGGUGGAGUUCUGAGUGAUUGCUGGGCCCCAGAGCAGCGCGGCAAAGCCGUCGGGAUAUACAGUCUGGCACCGCUUCUUGGCCCCGUCAUCGGGCCCCUGGCCGGCGGCUUCAUCGCAGAAAAUACCACGUGGCGUUGGGUGUUCUACGCAACGACCAUCGCCGCCAUCGCGAUCCAAUUCGCGGGCGUCUACCACCUGCCCGAGUCUCAUGCCACUAUCAUCCUCGAGAAGCGCCGCAACCGGUUGGCCAAGAAGACGGGCAACCGGAACCUGUACAUCACCAAGGACAAGCAAGAGACGCUGCGCCAGGCCGUCGCCACCUCCAUGGCGCGGCCGACGCGGCUGCUGGCCACGCAACCAAUCGUGCAGCUUGUUGCCCUGUACAUGGGCUACCUGUUUGGCCUCUUCUACCUGAUCCUGUCGACCUUCCCCACCCUCUUCGGCGAGGUCUAUGGCCAACCUCUCGGCAUCAGCGGCCUGCACUACAUCUCGCUGGGCCUGGGCUUCACGAUCGGGGCGCAGGUGAACGCGCAGAUCACGGACCGGCUGUACAAGAGGCUCACAGCCAAGCACUACGAGAAGCUGCAGAAGGAGAGGCCCAUCUCGUGCCACUGCAACUGCUCGUGCCACAACGUGCACCGCAACAGCCUGCUCCCAAUAAUGGCCCCCACGAUGCCGCCCGGGGCGCCCCGAAAGGGCCGCCCGGAGUUCCGGAUCCCGUCCAUGUUCGUCGGGUCGCUGCUCAUCCCCGUCGGGCUCUUCUGGUACGGGUGGAGCGCGCAGGCCCGGCUGCACUGGAUCAUGCCGGACAUCGGCAUCACCAUCUUCGCGGCCGGGUCCAUCACCUGCCUGCAGUGCAUGCAGGCCUACAUCAUCGACUCGUACAUGCGCUUCGCCGCCAGCGGCAUGGCCGCCGUCAUCGUCCUGCGCAGCCUGGCCGGCUUCGGCUUCCCGCUCUUCGCGCCCUACAUGUACUCGGCCCUGGGCUACGGCUGGGGCAACAGCGUGCUGGGCUUCGUCAGCAUCGUCGUUGGCAUCCCGGCCCCGUACUUCUUCUGGUUCUAUGGUCAAAAGUUGCGUUCCAAGUCGAAGUACGCUGUUGGUUGA